UGCGAGAGGACGUAAACAAGGAGGGCAAACUUUUUGUGAUUUCCUUUUAUGAAGGUCUCCAGCGUGUUGUGCUGUUCACUGAGGAGCGACGGGUCUUCAAGAUGCUCUGUGACAAUGAGAAGGUGCAGGUUGCUCAACAGGAAAUCGUCCUGGCACUACGGCAUGUGGGCCUAUCGCUGGUGAACAACAGCACCAGCCAAGAGGUUGCCUUCAUUGGGAUCACAAGCUCUGAUGUUGUGUGGGAAUUCAAACCUAAGAAGAAGAGUCGAUGGAAGCCUCUGACCAUUAAAGAAGCUGAAGUUAUGGAGGACAAGUUCAAAGACUACCUGGAAUCUGGGGCCGUAGACAAGGAAAUUUUCGAUCUGGAAAACGGCUUUCAG
Messenger RNA from Neolamprologus brichardi, 380 nucleotides. The record is from RefSeq and is a predicted model, not a curated record. Lineage: Eukaryota; Metazoa; Chordata; Actinopteri; Cichliformes; Cichlidae.